Lactuca saligna is the source of this 941-nucleotide messenger RNA. The record is from the annotation of a GenBank genome assembly. Lineage: Eukaryota; Viridiplantae; Streptophyta; Magnoliopsida; Asterales; Asteraceae.
AAAUCUUGCAUAUAUCUCAUCGUACAAUCAGAUAUCUUGCAUGAUCCACAGCUGUAAAGGUGAUUUGGAGAAGCUUCACAGCUAUCUAACUCAUUAUUGAAGUCUUUCACUCGUCUCUCCUAUCAUCUACCCAUGUUCCUCACUUCCGUGUUCUCUCAAAUAAACAGAGGAGGAGUCCAGCAGCAAUUGAAGUCGAUUUCCACCUCCAACCCAGCCCUUUUAUUCCUUUUAUCUCCAAUGGCAAACCAACUCAAAUACCUCCUGAUCACCAACGAUUCCAGUUGAAGCAAACCCCUAACCAUAAACAGGCAUGCAGGCGCAGCUUACCAGAGAAGAAGAAGCAGCGACUACUUCCAUUUUUCCCUCAUGCCUGUUAGAAAAUUAGGGUAUGGAAAGACUUGCUGCUGCUCCUACUCAUCUUGUCCCUGAUUCUCCAUCAAUCUCAGGUCAACUCCAAGAUUCCCGUUCCAGAUCCUGCUUAGAACAGGAGCUUCCCGACACUUCCGACUCUCGAAACAACGAAAUAAAGGCAAGAAAUCCACGUGAGGAGUAUGGAAUCAUCAUCUUAUGUUUUAUUUUUUUUUUAAAUUAUGUUUUAUGUACUCUUUUUGAAUCAUUGAAGAUUUGUCAUGAAACAUGUAACCAACUCGAACCUAGAAAACCAUCGCCACCACCUCAUGAUGGUGGCUGCUGCCGUGUUCUGCUGCCCAUUUCCACCACCAGCCACCGAACCACCACCACCAUUGGAAAUCGUAGCUAUCGCUGCAGUGUCGCUGUUGUUGCUAUCGGACCUCCGCACGCCGCCGUGGAGUGGGUGAUCGUUUGCAUUCCCGAGUAGGAGGCAUAUUUUGUGGUUGUGUUUCUUUUGUUAGAGUGUGUUUUGUGUAGCCGAAAUUUCCAAGAUUAGCCACUGCCAACACCGUGAGGUGGUGGCUGCCGCC